Heterotrigona itama is the source of this 1727-nucleotide messenger RNA. The record is from the annotation of a GenBank genome assembly. Lineage: Eukaryota; Metazoa; Arthropoda; Insecta; Hymenoptera; Apidae.
AACGCAUGUCCUAAAUGCAAUGUUCCAGUUACAUUAGGAGGAGGUAAGAGCAUUUUCAAUGCUUCUUUUUCAUUAUCUUUAAUAGUGAAAUAAUUAUUGUUUUUCCAAAUCUGAUACCAUUCAUGUUCAGCUUCUUUAGUAUUAAAAGUUUUUGGAAAAUCUAAAAGAAACAACAACAAUCAUUCUUUUGAUUUUUAAUGUACAAAUUAUGUAAAUACCUGACAAAUGUUGAGUAGAAAAUUUAUUGCAGCAAUAUUUAUAAUAAGAAUUAAGGCGUUGUAAACUUUUAUACUGCAUGACUGUCAUUGUAAAUUAAAUAUAUUAUGUUAUAUAUUUUUCCUUUUAACCUAUACGUUUAACAAAAUAUAACCAAUAAUACGAGUAUCGUGCGAUGUUAUUAUAAUCAUAAAUAAUUUUUAUUAUAUAUAACUGGGCUUGUGCUUAGUACAGAGUAAUAUAUGUGUAUUGUAAAUUUUUGUUUGGAAUUCAAAUACUUCUCAUGUUGUAUUCAGUUGUAAUGAUUAUCAUUAUUUCAUAUUAAAAUGGCUUUCCUAAAAACGAUUUUAGUAAUAUGUUCAUUAAUUUCUUUUUAUUAUUAUAUUUUCCUGCUAAAUAAAUAAUACUUUUCUUUUCAAAUAAUAAUUUUUGUAUAUACGUAUACUUAUGUAUAUACGUUACAUGUUUUCUUGAAACAAAAUUUUAAUCGCAUAGAUAUCUGCAUAUUACAUGUAUAUUAAUUCGGAGUAUAAUAUAAAUUUUUUUUAAUUUUCAUUUGUAUCUUUUGUUUAAUUAAAUCUUUUUAAUAAAUUUUGUAAUCUUUUUAUCAAUGAAUUAUACAUAAUUAUAUAGAUAAAAUAUAGGAAUACAGAAAUUUUAUUUAACCAUAUACGGGAAAUUUUUAUUUAACCAUAACUUAACAACGUAUCAAUUGGUUUUAAUACAUGAUCAAAAAUUAACUCCCUAAUUCAGAAUAUACGACAUAAUAAACAUUGCAUUAAAUACAUGCAAUUUCUCAAUUUUUACAAAUACAAAUACAAAUAAUGAUAAUUUCUUUCGUUUAUUCUGUUUUUACAUGAUCUAAAUACUUAUUUUUAUCUGAUUCACUGAUAAAAAAUUUACAAUAAAUAAAUUCGUGCGAUUCAAAGGUUCGUGCUGAUACUGGGGUCAAACUCCAUUGGCUGACCUUGGUUUAUUGUACUGAUUGCACAUAUAUAGAGAUAAAAAGACCUAAAAGAAAUGCAGCUCUGAUUGGUUAUUUUGAACAGCACGUUAAAAAUAAGGAUGCUGAUUGGCAGAGAACGUUAUACAUACGAAAAAGAAUUCGUGUGAUACUGCGCGAGGCAUUUCUUGUUUUACAUAAAAGUGAUACGGGAGAGAUACAAAAGAAAUUUCGCAGUGACACUGAGGAGAAAUUGAAAAAGAUAUAUUCUGAAGUAGAAUUCAUUUUAUUAAAUGGUCAAAAUAUUGAUCAAACAUUAACUUCUAAACAUUUACUUAGUAUCGCAUUAUUUCUUAUACUUGACAAUAUUAUUAGAAUGACGGAUUUACAUGGAUUAGUUGCUCUUGUAACUGGUGGUGCAUCUGGUUUGGGACUUGGUGUUGUACGAAGAUUUAUAAAAGAAGGUGCCAAAGUUGCUGUUGCUGAUUUACCAAUAUCUAAAGGAAAUGAAAUUGUUGAAGAGCUUGGAGAAUCUGCUACCUUCAUACCAAUGGAUGUAAGUACAAAA